UUAUUUAUUUGACAGAGAGAGAUCACAAGUAGACAGAGAGGCAGGCAGAGAGAGAGGAGGAAGCAGGCUCCCCGCUGAGCAGAGAGCCCGAUGUGGGGCUCCAUCCCAGGACACUGAGAUCAUGACCUGAGCCGAAGGCAGCAGCUUAACACACUGAGCCACCCAGGCGCCCUAAAUCUUUUUUUUUUUUUAUAUAAGAAAAGUAUAUCUCAAAUAUUUUAUGGGACACAAUUCUUGGAAACGUCGAUUCCAUGUUUAUCUGUGAUUCUAAUUUAAUUGAGUGUUUAUUAUUGUUAUUUGCUAAAAUUGGCCAGCCUUAUUGGAUGGGGCCCUUCGAAUUUAGGAGGACUGUAGCACUUCUUCUGGGCAUCCACCCUCCAGAAAGGAGGAGAGGAGCCGCAUUACCAGGACAAGAACAAUCACUGUGCAUAUCCACACACAUUUUGGGACCUGUAUCAACGUUCAACCAGAGAAACGAAGAGCGUACAUUUACUUUUUGAGGCACAAUGCCAUCUCUCCAAAGAUCUAAAGGACAAAGGAAGUCCAGCCCCUGUUGAAUAAGUCAAGAGCCAGUAGGAAGCAGAGCGGGUGGAGGGACACAAACCGAGGUUGCGGGAUACAACAUCGAACCAGAGGAGCACUGGGUCACACCGCGAUGCGGUGAAUCUGGAAAACAGUGUCUGAACUGCCUGGAAAGGCGCUCCCUGAUUGUGCUGUCCCUUUAUCCUUCGAAAGGAACUUGGGGUUCUGGCCCACCUACCAGAGCCUGACUCUUGGAAUGUCUCCCCACCGCCAGCCAGGGCAGGGGCCCUCCGCCCCUCCCCCGCCACAGAAUGUCAUGAGGUCAUGCAUUCUCACCCUGUUUAGAUUCAAACUUUCCUGGCCUUGGCUUGGGUCUUGAGUGUCUCGCCUGCAGCAGCUCACCGUGUGGGGCCCGGACCUGACUUUUGUCACUGUGGAGGCUGCCAGGCGGCAGCGUCCUCUGCCUGUGCGGAUGGCUUUCCAAGGAGCAUCUGCAGUGCUGGGACGCCAUGUGGCCACGGACCCGGGAGCCUCCCUGUCUGCUUUCAUGGCACGGCCCUUCCCCCCACCCACUGCCGGCGCCCCCCACCGGCCACUCUGGGGGCAGCACCCGCCGCCCCUCCUGACCCAGCCAUUCCCUCCUGGUGGCCCCCUGGUGCUGCCAGCUUUCUCCAGGACUCCGCUGGUGGCAGGAGAGGCUGGCCUUGGCCCUAAUGGGACUGGGACCUGCAAUGUCACUGUGCAGGUCAGGUCAGAACAGGGGUGCUCUCUGACCCCCCAGACUCAGACCAUCGUCCUCACUCCAGCCCCCCUCAGCUGGAGUGCUCCAGGGGCCCUCGGUGGGGGUGCUGCGUGUCCCGCACCCAUCUUCGUGACAGCCUCUGCGGUGGAGACCAGCAUGCCUGCCUCGGCCCGUGGGGGCUCCCAGGCCGGCAAGGGAGGCUUGGCCCCAAGCCUUCCACCUCCGGCUCAGCCCCCAGUCGCGCAGCUGACCACCGUCGUGCCCCCAGUCAACGCCUGGCCACAGCCUCACGGAGCUUCCAGGAGCCGGAACACGGCCUCACCCCAGGACUCCUGUAACCCCAAGAGUGUUUACGAGAACUUCAGGCGCUGGCAGCGCUUCAAGUCGCUGGCCCGGAGGCACCUCCCGCACAGCCCCGACGCAGAAGCUCUCUCCUGCUUUCUCAUCCCGGUGCUACGGACCCUGGCGCGCCUGAAGCCCAAGAUGACGCUGGAAGAGGGAGUGCGGCGGGCCGUGCAGGAGUGGCAGAGCAAAAGCAACUUUGACCGCUUGAUCUACUACGAGAUGGCGGGAAAGUUCAUGGAAUUCGAGAUGGAGGAGGAGAUGCAGAUGCGGAAGUUACAGUGGGUGAAGGUGGCCCAGGGCCUGCCUCCCCCAGCGCCCCCGAAGCCUGAACGGCGGGGGACCCCAGCCGCGGAAGCGGGCCCGCAGCCAGCGUGCGUUCCCAGGAAGGCGGGUUCCAGGGCCCAGCCCUCCCGCCUGCAGCCACACCGACCCCCGCGGCGCCGGCAGACCAAGGCGCCCAAGGAGAUCCCUGCAGAGGCUGUGAGAGAGUACGUGGACAUCAUGGAGGGGCUGCUGGGGCCUGGCCGCUCAGCCCCGGGGGGCCCGGCAGGUGAAUGGGGAGAGGACGGAAAGGAGCCACAGCAGGACGAGGCCGCGACCUCCCCGGACCCGGGUCUCCUGAGCUACAUUGACGAGCUGUGUUCCCAGGAAGACUUCAUCACCAAGGUGGAGGCAGUCAUCCACCCCAGCUUCCUGGCGGAAUUGCUGUCCUCGGAACCACAGCUGGACCUCCUGGCCCUGGCUGAGAAACUGGAGCAGGAGGAAGGGCUCAGCCCCGCAGAGCUGGUGGAGAAAAGACUGGCGGCCUUGAAUACGGAGGAGGGUGUGCAGGCACCGCCACGUCUCUGCGCGGCCCGGUCGGGCCCCAGUGCUGAGCACGAGACCGGUCCCGGGAUGGGGCUGGGGGUCAGCGACAAAGCCUGCCCAGCAGACACCGACGGCCAAGACCUUCAGAGGCAUGGCCGAGCACAGAAACAAUUGUCGGGGCCCGGAGCCUUUGCUCUCUGUCCCGGACGACAGGAGGCCCCUGCACCCAGGGCCCGACGGGUCCCCGCCCCUCCGGAGGGGCAAAGGUGUGCCGCCCCUGGACCGGGCCCCAGAGAUGCCCCGCUUCUCAGAGAGGCCCCUCCUGCUAGGGACACUCGAGGGCUGGUGGAUGGGUCCAGUGAGGACGAGGAGGAGCUCCCCAGCCUGGCCUUCCUCCUGGCCUCUCAGCACAGGCUGCUGCCCUGGAGGCUCUCCCAGAGUCCCGCUCCUGCCUCAGUCAUCCCCAGCCCUGGCGGUUGGGGGCCGCAGGGGGCUCCACGGGCCCCCUCUCCUCAGAGAAUAGGCCUCGGUCCGGCCACCGCCCCAGCUACAAAGUCCAGGAAGCGGGCUCUGUGUGAGGGUCCUGCCUCUGUGGCAAAGAUGCCCCUGCCUGGGGCCAACCUCAGGGUGUCUGGGAGGCCGGCCUUGGCUGUGGGGCUGGUUCACCCCUCACAGCCUGCAAAGAGAAGGCGUGACUCCUUGGUCACAGGGAGGAGAAGGAAGCGUCACUGCAGCCAGUAGGGAGAAGUGGGCCUGCGCUCCAGGGCCGGCACACCCCGGGGCCCCCCAAGGAGCCUAGGGGGUCCUUCUCAACCUGGUGCUGAUCCUGGCUGUG
Messenger RNA from Mustela lutreola (European mink), 3251 nucleotides. Its product is annotated as NUT family member 2G-like. Bases 995 to 3157 code for a protein of 720 amino acids. The transcript is spliced from 8 exons. The record is from RefSeq and is a predicted model, not a curated record. Lineage: Eukaryota; Metazoa; Chordata; Mammalia; Carnivora; Mustelidae.